AUGGCUUCACGAACGUUAGAAAUCACUGUCAUAUCGGGAGAGAAUAUCCAAAUCCGUGGAAAGCCGAUCAAGAGCGGUUUGUUCGUCACUGUUCGACCCGAGCUUCAAAGCGAAAAUGGCUCUGUUAACACGAAAAUCGAUCGCGAUGGUGAUGGGUUCCCGAGGUGGAAUGAGAAGCUGGUCGUCGAUCUUCCAAUGCACGCUGCGUUCGUCGUUGUGGAGGUUUGUCGGAGUGCUUCUUCGGGACGGAAGGUCAAGAUCGUCGGGACGUCUAGGGUUCCGGUGGCGGACUUUGUCGCUGGAUACUUGCCGGAAAGUCAUUUGCAGUUUUUGAGUUAUAGGUUGAGAGAUGAGAGAGGAGAGAGGAAUGGAAUUAUUAAUUUGUCGGUGAGAGUGAAGUUGGCGCCAGGAAUUGAGAGGAUUGGAGUUCCGGUUCCGGUGGCGAUGCCGGAAGGGAGAUUCCACGGUGGCGGCGUCGGAGUCGUGACAGGUAUUCCGAUAUGGAAUGUUGCAUAUAGAGAUCGAUUUUAA
Molecule: messenger RNA, 531 nt
Organism: Cucumis melo (muskmelon)
Lineage: Eukaryota; Viridiplantae; Streptophyta; Magnoliopsida; Cucurbitales; Cucurbitaceae
Product: BON1-associated protein 2-like
Exons: 1
Coding region: 1-531 (176 amino acids)
Biological process (GO): defense response
Source: RefSeq, a predicted model, not a curated record